Molecule: messenger RNA, 1620 nt
Organism: Ipomoea triloba (trilobed morning glory)
Lineage: Eukaryota; Viridiplantae; Streptophyta; Magnoliopsida; Solanales; Convolvulaceae
Product: homeobox-leucine zipper protein ATHB-13-like
Exons: 3
Coding region: 401-1366 (321 amino acids)
Biological process (GO): positive regulation of DNA-templated transcription
Cellular component (GO): nucleus
Molecular function (GO): DNA-binding transcription factor activity, RNA polymerase II-specific; sequence-specific DNA binding
Source: RefSeq, a predicted model, not a curated record
CAUACACAAAGAAACCCAAAUGGAGGUGAGGUUAGAAAAGGAAAAAGGUUUUGUUGAAUUAGGUGAUAAGGUAUAUAAGGCAUCUGCCAUCCAUCCAUCCAUCCAUCUCUAGAAGUUGAAUCCACAAACCCAUCCCUUAGCUUGCAGAAUUCACACUAUUAUUAUUAUUAUUUUCUCUUUCUUGAACCCACAUGAAUAUUCUUGAAAAUAACUACUGUUCUCCGAUCCAAUUUUUGGUCCAUAAAUAUAUAUUUCCACUGUACUGUUCUUCUACUCAUAUAUAGAUCUGAUCUGAUCUGAUCUUCUUCUUCUUCUUCAUCUAUAUCCGUUGUAAUUAAGUAUGAACAAAAGGCAGCAAAGAAUCCAUCCAGGAAGCUAAGCUAGUGUUUUAGGUCAGGUCAUGACUUCUUGCAUCGGAAUGGAUUUCUUCCCCACCAAUUUUAUGCUUCAAACCCCUCAUCAUGACCCCAAUGAUCAUCAUCAUCAUCAUCCCUCCACCGCUCUCUCUCCCCUCUUUCCUUCAUGCACUACUCCUCCUCCUCAAAACUUCCAUGGAGUAGUGGGUGUGAGUUCAUUUCUUGGUGGGAAGAGAUCAUCAAUGAACAUUUGUGAAGAGGCAUUGUCACAUGGAGAUGUGCAGGAAGAGGUGUCAGAUGAGGAAGAAGGGUCAUUGCAGGCAGGAGAGAAUAGCAAGAAGAGGAGACUGAACACGGAGCAAGUGAAGGCUCUGGAGAAGAGCUUCGAGGUGGGAAACAAGCUUGAACCCGAGAGGAAAAUGCAGCUGGCUAGAGCUCUGGGUUUGCAGCCCAGACAGAUCGCCAUUUGGUUCCAGAACAGACGAGCUAGGUGGAAGACUAAGCAGCUGGAAAGGGACUACGAAUCCCUCAAGAGACAGUUCGACGCUGUCAAGGCUGAAAAUGAUGCCCUUCUUGCUCAUAAUCAAAAGCUCCAUGCCCAGAUAGUGGCACUGAAGAAUAGUAGGUGCAGGGAGAGCAUUCAACCCACAGAAUCCAUAAAUCUGAACAAAGAGACAGAAGGAUCAUGCAGUAACAGUAGGAGUGAAAACAGCUCUGCAGAAAUAAUGAAGCUAGAGAUCUCAGCAAGGAGCACAGCCGCCAUUGAUAGCCAUCCAACAACUACAACUACAGCUACAACAUCAUCUCUGUUCCCGGCAGGGAUUCCUCAUCUGUUUCAGAAUAAUAAUAAUAAUUCAUCAUCAUCGUCAAGACAGUCGGAUCUUAUCCAUCAUUGCCUCAAAAUGCAGGACCCGAGUGUGAAGGAAGAGAGCCUAUCCAACAUGUUCUGUGGGGGAGAUGAUCACUCUGCAGGAUUCUGGCCCUGGUUGGAUCAACACCAUUUCAAUUGAUCAUCCAUUAUCAUCUUCAUUUCUAUAUCUACUGCGUGGAUCAUAUCAUAUCAUAUCAUAUCCACUACGUACGUUACGCCAUGUUACGUUGUGAUGAGAUUUUACUACAUAUAAGCUAGAUUUAUUUGGGGUUUGAUGAGGUUCUUUGUUUUAGUUUGGUGCCUAUCCUAGCUAGCUAGGAAUGAGGCUUAAUUAAUUUCUGUAUAAACUUAAGCUAGUAGCAAGAACACUAUAUACGGAGUACCUUUUUUGUU